Molecule: messenger RNA, 327 nt
Organism: Schistosoma mattheei
Lineage: Eukaryota; Metazoa; Platyhelminthes; Trematoda; Strigeidida; Schistosomatidae
Source: the annotation of a GenBank genome assembly
AUGAGAAGAAGCUUAGCACCGAGUAAAUUAAAUUGUACAAGAGAGUCGUCCAGUGCACCUGAGCCAUCUCUUAAAAAGUACAGAACUGUUUUGCAUGAAAAAAAUGUCCUAGAUCAUUCUCCAGUUGACUCCAACUCUUUCAGAAAGUCAUCACUUGCAUGCGACUACCCCGAUUCUCACGAAAAUCUUAUUCGCAAUAUAUUAUCAAAGCCUUUUCGAGUGCCAAUUAUUAACUAUAAUGGUAGUUCAAGUGAUGUAAGGGUCUUGGGUGUUCGUCGUAAUACAUCUAGGGUUGCUUUACAUGACCCUUUGAAGAAGAUGCCCUAG